This is a messenger RNA of Pleurotus ostreatus (oyster mushroom), 642 nucleotides long. RefSeq lists its product as uncharacterized. The transcript is spliced from 4 exons. Gene Ontology annotation, biological process: mRNA processing. The record is from RefSeq and is a predicted model, not a curated record. Gene Ontology annotation, cellular component: precatalytic spliceosome; catalytic step 2 spliceosome; Prp19 complex. The coding region runs from base 1 to 642 and encodes 213 amino acids. Lineage: Eukaryota; Fungi; Basidiomycota; Agaricomycetes; Agaricales; Pleurotaceae.
AUGUCCUCCACACAACAAACUGAACUCCUGGAUUCACUGCCGUACUAUGAUAAUGAUCUUGAUACGCACCCAGAACUGAGGCAGAAAGUUGAGCAAGAGUUGGCGCGAGCUGGUAAACCCCCGACGACAUUACAUCCUCGCGUGCCGCCUCCAAUCACACUGUUUGCUAAGAACCCCUUGCUACAGGCUGAGCUGGAGCGCGUUGAAUCACACCAACCAUUCCCUCAAGUUGAUCAGAUUCGGUAUCAGCUACCAGGACCCACAUCCGUGCCAGGUACAGACGAAGAGUGGCAGGCAGCCGUCAGGAAUGCACAAGCGCAACUUGAACAUCAGCGUUUACGGCAAUCGAACGCGACGUUAUUGCAGACUUACGGCUCAAAUGCUUGGAGGAUACAUAACUAUUUGUUAGAAGCGAAUUCUCAACAGAUUGAGAAGGCUCUCGAGGAUCUCAAGCAGCUGACUGUUGACUUGAAUCGUGAACGUAAAAACUCGCAGACACGCUUGGGAGCACAACUCACUGCGCUGGAAACGCGGUGGACUGAACUUAUUUCCAAUAUCCUGCAAAUCGAGAUGGCAAACGUCGCGUUAGAUAUAGACAUUGACCGACUCAACAAAAAAGAGGCAGACUUGGCUGCUAUGUAG